AUGUUGAUUAGAAAUGGAAUCGGCUUUAAGUUCUUCAUCGGUGCUGUUGAUAUCACACAGAAGUUAACCUGUGAGCGUGGAUGCCUACAUUGUCCCGGUGGAAUGCAGGCUCCUUCGAUGGGUGGCAGUAUCGUACGAUCAAAAAUUUUCGAUUCUUUCGCAAAUCAAUACGGCACGGAAGAGAGGCUAUUUUCAGCUCUUGCCACAACUGAGGCUUGUCGAAUCAUCACCGCGCCGUCACAGAAGCAAGGCCAGCUUAACCACGUGUUCUUCCCGCGAACCACGGGAAAGGCAUCUACAGCGAUCGGUGGAUCUGAUCACCACCUUCGAUUCCGACGAUUAAUGGUAUCAUACGAGAUGACCAAAGUCAAGCAGUAA
Molecule: messenger RNA, 378 nt
Organism: Haemonchus placei
Lineage: Eukaryota; Metazoa; Nematoda; Chromadorea; Rhabditida; Trichostrongylidae
Source: the annotation of a GenBank genome assembly